CAUGUCUGCUGAAACUGAGUUUUCGAUUGUCUUGCUUUUGUCCUUUGAAGCUUUGUGGUUAUUUCCAAUUGCUUAUUUAUAGUCUUAGUCUAAUUUAUUUAUACUUAAAAUUUAUAGUAGUCUCUUUCAUAUGAUCUCUAAUUAAUAAUUUUUUAUCAAAGGAAUCAGGCUCAAUAAACAAUAUACAACAGCUUGUCCCAUUUUAUAAUAUUAUGAUUAAAUUUCAUAGAGUUAAUGCAAUACAUUAUGGAAAAUCAAAUAAGAUGUUUUGAAGAUAUUUUUACUGAAGUUUUUAAAACCGAUAAAAUAGUUACCGAUACAUCAUCUGACCAGGUUGAUGUGGAAACUACGGUACUUAAUAUUUUUAAACAAUUUGAGAAAAAUGCCUCAGUUAAUCCAGAUCUACCAAAAUUGAACAGGCAUGCACAUAGUAAAAUAUUAAAUAAUUGGCUAAAAGGGUUACAUAAGAGCUAUGAAUGCUUAGAUGCCAGUAGAACAUGGUUAGUUUACUGGAUAUUACAUUCAUUAUGGUUACUUAAUGAAUUGCCUGAUGCUGAGACUAUGUCACAUAUUGUGCAGUUUCUAUCUCAUUGCCAACAUGAAGAGGGUGGGUAUGGUGGUGGACCUGGGCAAUAUUCUCAUCUCGGUACAACAUAUGCUGCAAUUAAUGCCCUUAGCAUUAUUGGAACUGAUGAAGCCUAUGACUCUAUUGAUAGAAGUUCUUUACAGAAGUUUUUAUGGACACUUAGAGAUGUUGAUGGCUCUUUUGCUCUACAUAAGGGUGGAGAGCAAGAUAUAAGAGGUGUAUACUGUGCUCUCAGUGUAGCCAAGAUUACAAACAUAUAUACAGAUGCCUUGUUUGAUAAGACAGCGGAGUGGCUAGUUAGUUGCCAAACUUAUGAAGGAGGGUUUGCAGGAUGUCCAGGCAUGGAAGCACAUGGAGGUUAUGCAUUUUGUGGUAUUGCUUCACUAGCUCUACUGAAUAAAUCUAAUCUGUGUGAUGUUGAUGCAUUGCUACGUUGGUGUGUGAAUCGUCAAAUGCGUCUGGAGGGUGGAUUCCAAGGGAGAACAAAUAAACUUGUAGAUGGCUGCUAUUCUUUUUGGCAAGGAGCAGCUUUUCCAAUUAUUAGUGCAAUUCUUUCUCAAGACAAUAAAGAAAUUAUUGAAACAGUGUUUUUCAAUCAAGGUGCCUUACAAGAAUAUAUACUCAUUUGUUGCCAAGCUCGCGAUGGUGGUCUUAUUGACAAACCUGGAAAACUCCGAGAUAUAUACCACACUUGUUAUGCAUUAAGCGGAUUGUCUGUGGCUCAGCACGGAACCGGUGCGGGCGAUCCCUUUGUUGUGGGCACUCCUCGCAACGAACUGAACAGAGUUCACCCCUUGCAUAAUGUCGCACCACAUCUAGUUUAUAACGCAUUACAUUAUUUUAUUAGACAUCCACCUCCAGUUAAAGAUAAAAACUAGCUAGGUUGCUGUUUGUUUGACACUUAAUUGUAAUUCCUAUUUUCUAUAUCACAUACAAAAUAUAGUAUUCCUAUUAAUAUGUUAGAAAUUGCAAUGUAUAUAUUUAUAAGUACAUACAUUUUAUUUUUAAUAUUACAAUCUCAG
This is a messenger RNA of Achroia grisella, 1608 nucleotides long. RefSeq names its product protein farnesyltransferase subunit beta (gene Fntb). The record is from RefSeq and is a predicted model, not a curated record. The transcript is spliced from 4 exons. Gene Ontology annotation, biological process: protein farnesylation. Gene Ontology annotation, cellular component: protein farnesyltransferase complex. The coding region runs from base 235 to 1464 and encodes 409 amino acids. NCBI's taxonomy places the organism in Eukaryota, Metazoa, Arthropoda, Insecta, Lepidoptera, Pyralidae. Gene Ontology annotation, molecular function: protein farnesyltransferase activity.